CCAAGCUUUCCUUCCCAGUGUGCCAUCUCUCGCGCCUCCACGAAUAUGCACGUCGCUUUCGUUUUCGCCCCGCGCUUGCUGAAUCACUCCGUUGGUGCGCAGCAGCACCGCCGUCGUCCCGUAUGUGCAGCAAGUCCGCCGCCCCAGACAGAAGCCCCUCUUCCAACCCCUGUAGCCAUUCCUGUGUACCGCCGCCUCCCACUUAUAGGUUUCUUUAUCGACGUCUUCACGCGUAACCUCAAAGUCCGUGAACUCUCCCCGCGCUAUGGCCCAGUAUACAAGUCUGAUGUGCUGGGCUUCCCUGUCACCAUCAUUUCCGACUUAGACGCCAUCAAAGCCUGCUACAAAGACAGCGAAGUCUUUCGUUCCGGAGGCGCCUUUCCGUUUUCCCUUUCCACCCUGUUUGGCGACAAGGCUCUCUUCAUCCUCGACGGGAAGGAGCACGCCACCAAGCGCAAGCCCGUCAUGCCGGCGUUCUCGCCACAGCUGUUCCCGCUCUAUUUCUCCUCUAUCCAAGAAGACGCGCGAUCGUUCUGGCGCAAAGUGUCACAGCAGGUCGAACGCGACGGCACCUCCAAGCUCCAAAACGCCUUCAAGGAGCACUACCUCGGCAUCAUCAUCCGCCUCACGACGGGUGGCCAGUACGCGUCCUCGGAGGCCAGCGCGGAAGCGCAAUUCCUGCGCGUGCGCGACUUACUUCUCGCUGUCGCGGGCGGCAUGAUCACGUUCCCGUUCGGCCCCGUGUGGUGGAAGGCGCUGCGCGCGCGCGACGAGCUGAUCGAUAUCCUGGGCGGGCUGGUGCGCGACCGGCUCAGCACCCGUAAGGACACGAUUGAAGCGCUGCGCGAGGUCGAUGCGGACCGCAUCGCCGCCAAAGCGCGCGGGGAGCUCCGCGCGGGCUCGCUCGACUUGCUUACGGUGCUCGUCUCGACGACUUCCCUCCCGACAGACGCCGGCGCCGAGCUGGACGAGACGACGCUCCGCGAGCUGUGCGAGCUGGUGCUGCUGCUGUGGUUUGCAGGGUAUUCGACGCAAGCGUCGGCGUCGUCGUGCUGCCUAAUGGAGCUGGGGUUCAACGCGGAUAUACACGGUCGGCUGCGCGACGAGCAGGACGCGAUCGUGCGGGCGCGCGACGGAGACUUAGACAUGACGCUAGAACAAGUGAACAAAGAGAUGCCGCUGCUGGACUCGUACAUCAACGAGAUCCUGCGUCUGUACCCGCCGGCGCCGGUGCUGUUCCGCAAGACAGCGAAGGCAACGACGGUGUGCGGGCACGCGAUCGCGGUGGGGACGAUCGUGGGCUUGGACGCGUGGGGCGGGCAGCGGAACGCGGCGUACUACGCGGAGCCGGAGACGCUGAAAGUGGAGCGGUUCGUGGCAGGGGGUGAGGCGCCGGGUGUGGUGAGCUUCGGCGGGGUCGGCGGGGCGCACUUUUGCUUGGGCGCGGCACUGGGGCGCGUGGGAAUGAAGGCGACGGUCGGGACGAUGGUGCGCGAGUUUGACAUUCGGGUUGACGAGAGACAGGACAGGGAGUAUGUGUCGGUGCCGGAGAUGACGCCCAAGAGUGGGGUGGAGGUGAGGAUGUGUCGGAGGAGGGAGGGGAUAUAG
Molecule: messenger RNA, 1608 nt
Organism: Chondrus crispus (carragheen)
Lineage: Eukaryota; Rhodophyta; Florideophyceae; Gigartinales; Gigartinaceae
Product: cytochrome P450 family 809A-CYP809A1
Exons: 2
Coding region: 46-1608 (520 amino acids)
Biological process (GO): sterol metabolic process
Molecular function (GO): oxidoreductase activity, acting on paired donors, with incorporation or reduction of molecular oxygen; monooxygenase activity; heme binding
Source: RefSeq, a predicted model, not a curated record